This is a messenger RNA of Branchiostoma floridae (Florida lancelet), 4330 nucleotides long. RefSeq lists its product as uncharacterized. The transcript has 2 exons. Gene Ontology annotation, biological process: sodium ion transport. Gene Ontology annotation, molecular function: sodium channel activity. The record is from RefSeq and is a predicted model, not a curated record. Gene Ontology annotation, cellular component: membrane. The coding region runs from base 1281 to 4214 and encodes 977 amino acids. NCBI's taxonomy places the organism in Eukaryota, Metazoa, Chordata, Leptocardii, Amphioxiformes, Branchiostomatidae.
UUCUUUCCCAACCAAUUUCAAGUUACCAAAAACUUCACACAAGUAAGUAUUUUAGAACAUAUUAUCACCUACUUGUCCAAGCAAACUCUCCUUGUACCCUAAAUGUACUAAAAAGAAUACGCAGUUCCUGAAUGAACAUUCUAUAAACUAUGACAUACAUUUGUACCACAUACAACAUACCUCCCAGGGGGACUUGGGGGGCAAGCAUGUACAUGUGAAAAGGUCUUUUGAAUUAGUGUUACAGUGCCAGUGCCCUUCAAAAAUGUACACUCUAUUGCUUGAAAUAGCUAAACCUGUCAUUAAAAACAGGUAUUCCAAGGAUUUACUUGCCAUUACGCAGCAAUUACCUGAAGGUGUGCUUGGUUAAUACUGUAGGUUAAUAAGGUCUUACUGGUGCCCUGGGACAUUGCUGCAGAGUCAACGUAAUACUGUAAGGGAUCCAUCAGUGGAUUAAGUCUAGAAGUCGAUCAACAUAUUAUAGGAUGUUCUGCAGCUUAGCUUUCUAGUAAGUACCUUAGGACUGUACUGGUACUUUAAGUAAAAAUUGAUUAGGGAUAUCAACCAAUCAGACAGCUUGUUGCAAGUCAGUCAGGUGUUUCAUGGAAUCCGAUGUUCCUUGGCCUAGUUUUUACGAGUGACAUGAAAUGGGCAUUAUGAAAUGAAAACGACAAAUUGACUGGACGAUAAUGGCCAUUAAUGGGCUUUUAAUGAUGUCAUCUUCAAAAGGACAAGCCAUGUGUGGUAAUGGGAAAAUAAGAUUCAGGCCAUUUUCUUCCCCAAGGCAUUGUUGCGUGCAAUUGGCAAGGAAGUACCUCUAAUACUACAUAUUACAUCAAAGCUUUCAAGAACAGUCCUAAGCCUAAGUGACCAUUGUUUUUCCGUCUAAGACAUAUUUUGACCUUCUAUACUUAGUCUAGUACAAUGUACUUGCAUUUGCAGCAAAGUCUAUUGACGGUAAUGGCACAAAAUAAAGCCUGACAUGGAUACCUCACACUUGAACAACCCAGACUGACCAACUGUCACCACAAAGAAAGGUGAUGACAACCUAUUCGUUUCUUUUGCCCUGUCUAAUGACGUGUCCAAGACACCAGAUCGAUUCCCACUGAAACGGAAAAUCCGAGCUUUACGAGCGCAUUUGAAAAGUUGCAGUUGAACGGAACGUGAGCAGACUCCAACCACGCCUAGCUUGGUGGUAUCCAUCAAAAUUAGCUUGUAGGAAGUGUAACUGUUAAGCUAGCUAUCGUAAAACUAAGUAUCCUGUGCAGGUAUAGGGUUUUACAAUGGACUCAAGGGAUCAACGAAUAGAUGCGUACAAAUUCAACGAUAUAUACAGAGUCUCGUCCCUUAGAGAUGCUCCCGACAGUUUAGAUGUCACAAGGAACAUCAACAACAAGCUGAAUGGCACGCAAGCCAAGAUGCAGCAAGGAAUACCGAGGCCGAAAGUGAUUCUUCAACAUCCAAGACCUUCCAGUGUACCAGGGAAUACGAAGGCAAAUGAAGAGAAAUCGUCGAAUGACAAGAAAGGGAAACAGACGGUUUCACAGCUGAGCAAGCAGUUCUGUGACGCCACGACAUGUCACGGACUGAACCGUAUCGGGUCGGCGCAGUCCACGGCGGCUCGCCUGAUGUGGCUCGCGCUCGUGCUGACCGCUGCCGCCUUGACCAUGUGGCAGGGGAGCAGACUGUUGACCAAAUACAUGUUAUAUCCCGUGCAGGUCAAGGUCAACAUCGUCGUGAACAACAGGCUCGUGUUCCCCUCGGUAACCGUCUGCAAUCAGAACAGACUCAGGAAGUCGAAGUUGAACGGAUCACGUUUCGAGCCCCUCAUAGAGAUCGACGACGAAACUAUCGGAUCGGUUGACUUCCUGGAGAUGGACAGCCAGGACGGACCGCUAGAUGGCCUAGAUGCGACAAAUAGAUCCAGGAGAUCGACAGAUUCAGACGGACCGGAGUCCGCGAUGCAGAUGCUGGAAAAACGACGUCAGAUGCUGAAACGGAAAACCAGAGCUACUUCCCCCUGCCCCAAGGCUCCCGUGAGUGGGGUAGAUAUAGUUUGUGUGGACGUCAAGCACUCGAUGGACAAUGCCUCCGAGGGCUGUGCUCAAAUAGGCAUGCAGCUAUGUUCAUACCAUCAACUCCGAACGGCGCACGCUAGAGGCAUCCGCGAUCCGCUGCCGCUGGAGCAAGGCAACUCCUGGCGUUUCUUCAGUCGUCCCGGAUGGGACGUCACUCUUCAGUCCGAAUGUGGACCUCGCUAUGAGAACGUCGUGGAUGAAUGUUACGAUGGCAUGUUCCCACACACUCCUCGUGCGGGGACUGAGGGAUUCCUGUACUGCUGUAACAAGGAGUUCAUCGUGACCGACGAAACCUUCACCGAUCAUCAGCAAGCAAAACAGGCCUGCGAUGAUCAAGGGUUUCAAUUGUGCUGGCCUCAACAGCUCAAGAAGAUUUUUACGGAUGGGUUUCGGGGUGAGACAUGGGGCUUUGUCAGUGAUCCGACGAGACAAGCACACCUCAGUCCGUGCGGCUGCCGACCACAAAAGAUGUGCUACCAGUUCACGUACGGCUACGUACUGAAGACCAGACGAAACAUGCCAGCAUACUGUUGUCAGCAAACAUACGCAUUCCAAGACGUGGACUCUUCUCUGCAAAACCGCGCUGCCGACACAUGCUCAUCAAAGAACUUUAAAUUAUGCCCCAUCCAACGAUUGGUAGACGUACACAAAGCAGGAAUCCGAUUUGACAACUGGGGCUGGGUGAAGCACCCCGGUAGAAUUGCUCUCCUUGGCGAACGGUGUGAAGAGAGCAACGAUACGGAAUGCUAUCAGCAACGUGUGGCUUACUUGGACGACCAACCUGAAAGCACUAAUAAAUCUCAUUGCUGUUCACCAAUGAUUGCCAUCUUUAAUGACCGGUUUCAAGACGAAGAUGAUGCAUCAAACUCCUGUGAUCGACAAGGCCUUCAGCUUUGCACUCUCUCUCAGCUGGUGACAGCUUAUCGCAGAGAUACCCCGAUUGAAGACUUCGGUUGGGCAGCCGACACCAGAGACGGCACCUACCAAGUCAUCGUCACCAAGUGCAGCUCAGGCCCGAACUGUUACAACCCGAUACCUGUUACUCCUGGUGACAGAUUCCCAGCAUAUUGCUGCCAAUAUGUGGAGGCGAAGAUCGCUAUACCACCAAGAACACAGUGUACCAACAUAUUUAGGGGCUGUAGCGAGCCUCUAGGUAUGGAAGAUGGUCGAAUCUUGGAUCAACAGAUCACUGCUUCCUCCAGUAUGGGUAGAAACGGCACGCUGCCAUACCAAGGCCGCUUGAACGGGUGGGGUGCCUGGUGGGCCGAUACCAUUUCAGAUAGCAAUCUGGGCAGCAAUGAGUGGUUCCAAGUUGAUUUACUGAAGCCGAUGUAUGUGACGGGACUGAUGACGCAAGGGGUGCGGAAGGGCUUCAUCAUAACCUACAAGCUUUUGUACAGCAACGAUUCUGCUGGUCCGUGGAUUGUGUACAUGGACAAGAGCAGUAACCGGGAUGAGUUGUUCAAAGGCGUAACCCGUCUGGGUGAAACGAGCCACCAGCAUUUCGCCUACCCGAUCUUGACGAGGUACGUCAGGUUACAGCCUCACUUCUUGUCCCACAAGUACGCCACCCUGAGGAUGGAACUGGUCGGCUGCGACCCCGAGACGUGUGCCGAUCCUAGGAGCACGGACGAGCGUGGGGUGGUGAACGUAUCAUUGGACUGCCAGGGACGGGACUGCUACGUGGGCAACGGGGAGAACUAUCGAGGGACGAAAGGAACGACGGAAUCUGGAAGAGGCUGUCAGCAAUGGGCGCGACAUGACCCACACCCACACUGUAACGUCACCAGUGACACCUAUCCAGCAGCGUGUCUCGUAAACGACUAUUGCCGCAACCCGGACGGCCGACCAGGCGGGCCGUGGUGCUUCACCAAGGACCCGGACGUUCCGUGGGAAUCCUGCGGCGUCGGAAAAUGCACACUGCAGGAAAACGAGGUCUUAGACAAAGCUGCGUGGAGAGGGUACAUUGAAAAAUCGAACACCUCCGACAACAGUGACCUGUCCGAAAUCCUUCCUCCGGCCACUCGACAGGAGCUGCGGAAGCUUGGACAUCAGAAGAACGACUUCAUCCUGCAGUGUAGCUUCGACAAACAGCCAUGCUCACCUGACGACUUUAUCAUGUCACAAGAUGCAAAGUAAGAUUCGUUUAUUUUCCAUAAAAUGACGUGUUAUCUUACGGUUAAUUGCUGUUGGAUGUCGUCUGCUUGAGAUAGGUUCUCUUUUCCAGUUUCUAAUAGAGUCUAUCAUCUCGCCUG